UUUUUGAAGUUCUGCGCGUGCCAUCCCCUGGGAGUAGUUUGCUCUUCGCUGCCCCGAGUGUUUCAUUUCCGACAGCGGUGCUCGGGAAAGGCUCGACUCGGUGUUUGCCCCCCUGUCAAGAGAAGCGGGGCUGCUGCUGCUGCUGCUGCUGCUCCAUCUCCUGCUUAUGAAAAAGCUGUUUUGGUUCGAGUGCCGGCUUCUCAAUCCCGCUGUGGGUCCAGACAGGCAGCCACGAUGGUUGUCCCGAGCUCUCCUGGCGGGUCUCCUCAGAAAAGCUCGGCGAUCCAAUAUAGCGAGGUGGCGCGCGUAGCCUUGUCGGGUGGCCAGUUCGACGCCAGGAGUCUCCUGAAAAGGCCUCGGCCGACUGGGGACGAAGAGGAGGACGAUCGUCUGACCAAGAUCUUCCACAACAAGAUUAAGCUCUUGGACGUGUUGAACCAGAGGGAGGACUUAGUCGAGGGCGCGCGGGACUGGACGGAGAACAAGAUGCUGGGCAUCACCAGCGCGUCCAAGGCCGCAGCGGAAGCUAGGAAGUCUCCGACAUGGCCCGGCACGUACAUGUACUUGGAGAAGGUUGCGAAGUAUUGGCGCGCAGACUGGGUCAUCAAGCACUUCGCCCGUUACGGUGCGUCCGAGCAGUGGGUCUUGGCCUUGGACGCCUCCUCCAACACGGGCAUCAUGGAGCUCACCGACUUCCCCCUGGCGCAGCACGGGAAGAUGAAACUGCCCAGGGCCAUGCUGGACAAGGAGAUCAAUGACGGCGUCUGGGUGGUGCGUCUUCAGAAAUUCGGCCGCCUGUCCGAGGAGUGGCUCAAGCUCGUAACGAACAACUUCGAGAUGCCUCCGAAGCUCUACUGGGGGAAGCCGAAGGCUGGGUGCUACUGGGUGGAGCGCGCAGCCGACGGUAAGUUUCUGAUCGUGCACAUCACCGGGGACAAGGCGCCGGCCCCAUCGUACUGGACCAUUGAUGUGGACAACAUUCGCAUCCUUGACAAUGCGUACGAUUUCCAGGCCGCCUUGCUCCUCGGCGACGACCCCAACGACAAGGGGGAGAAUUUGGCGAAGAGGUUCGCCAAGGGAAAGGGGCCCUGGCGGUCCGAGAUCGUCGAUGCCAAGGGGGCCCUCUACAAGGAGAUGGCCGAGGGCCACGCCAAAAAGGCGCAAGAGGAGAAGGACAGGCUUGCGAAGGCGGCGGCCGCUGGCCCCAGGAGCAUCGCUGAGGACAUCGAGUCCCAGGCAAAGAAGCGCAAGUCUGAUCAGGCAAAGCUUGCUUUGCAGAAGCGGAUGCCGAAGAGGAAGGUCGUGGCGACUGGCUCCAUCGUCCAGGCCGCCGAGGACCCGCUCGCCUCCGCGCAGCCCCUCGGCGACGGGGGAGCGGCGGACGCACCGGCGGCGGCCGCGCCAGCGGCGGCAGCGGCGGCGGCAGCGGCCGCUGCGUCGGAGGAGGAGUCCUGAGAGUAGCAGUUGGGCAAGAAGUUUGGAUUCUUGAGAGGGCGUACGAGAGCCUGCCGCAAUCGUCAGCGGGCUCCUCGCGUCUGCCUGCAGCGGGGGCGCCACACAGAUGUGUGCGCGCGUGCGGGUGGGCCGCAGCUCAUCGGCCGAGCUGCGACCAGUGCUUGCUUGUAGCCAGUGGGGAGUUUGCAAAAUCUGGAGCGGGAGCGGGCGCGCCCGCCAGGGGGAAAUAUUAUGCCAGUGUCUUCGUCGGCUGCUUGCUUCGAGUCUGAGCGGGG
This is a messenger RNA of Prorocentrum cordatum, 1730 nucleotides long. The record is from the annotation of a GenBank genome assembly. Lineage: Eukaryota; Dinophyceae; Prorocentrales; Prorocentraceae.